Messenger RNA from Aspergillus terreus NIH2624, 3420 nucleotides. RefSeq lists its product as uncharacterized. Gene Ontology annotation, molecular function: protein phosphatase binding; protein phosphatase regulator activity. Gene Ontology annotation, cellular component: cytosol; nucleus. The record is from RefSeq and is a predicted model, not a curated record. NCBI's taxonomy places the organism in Eukaryota, Fungi, Ascomycota, Eurotiomycetes, Eurotiales, Aspergillaceae. The transcript has 4 exons. The coding region runs from base 1 to 3420 and encodes 1139 amino acids.
AUGUUUUGGCGUUUCGGAGGACAUGCAAGUAUCUCCACCGUGGAUACCCUGCUGGAUAAGCCCGAUGUCAGCCUGGAGGAACUCCUGGACGAGUCGGAGCUGAUUCAGGAGCUAAAGCAACAUAAUACGAAGCUCAUAGAAUAUUUACGCGAUGAUAAUGUCUUGAAACGGCUUAUGGACUAUGUGAUCGCCCCUGCCUUAGUGAACGAGGACGAAGACGACGAGGACAAUGAGAAGAACGACAGCACCGGUGACGAUAAAGCCGAACAGAACAACAAGGAUGCCUCCACCGAGGAGAAAGAUCAUGGGGAUUCGCUCAAGGACAUGCUGGGCCCUGAAGACCUGGACAGGGCGGAAAAGGAUCGUCUCCGGCGUGCCUGCAUUGCGUGCGAGAUCCUCUCAUCCGAAGUGUGGUCCAUCGUUGACUCCAUCAUGCUCAACACCGACCACUUGCGAGACUUUUGGGACUUCCUCCGAAGGCCGCCACCUCUGGACUCGGUCCAGGCUAGUUAUUUCACCAAAGUGAAUGAGACGCUAUUCGAUAAAAAGACGAGUGAGAUGCUGGACUUCUUCAAGUCUGUGGAUGAGGUCAUCCCGGCAAUCCUCCAACAUGUCGAUAACCCCAUGGUUAUGGACCUGCUGCUGAAAAUAAUCAGUCUGGAAAAGGUAGAGGGAGGUCAGGGAAUUGUUGAUUGGUUAAAAUCGCAAGACCUGAUUCCGACUCUGCUAUCAUUCUUAUCGCCUGACUGGCCUGCUUCUGUGCAGACUUCUGCAGGCGAUUUCUUGAAGGCCAUCAUUACGAUAUCUGCAAAUGCCACUCAGAACGAUCAGUCGUGCAUUGGACCCAACAGUCUAACGCGCCAAUUGGUCUCCAAGCCAUGUGUGGAAAGCCUCAUCAAAUCCAUGUUGAAGGGUGGGAACCCCUUGACCGUCGGCGUGGGGAUCGUGAUCGAAGUGAUUCGCAAGAACAACUCCGACUAUGACCCGGAGACUUUGAAUGGCCCCGACUCCAUGCCCACCACAUACGAUCCCAUCUACCUGGGCAAUUUGCUGCGACUAUUCGCCAAACAUAUACCCGAUUUUAUGGCCCUAAUCCAGAGCUCCAAACAUACCAUCAGCGAGGGAGGCACGGUAAAGUGCGUCGAAAGGGGCCAGCUCAACUCCGCUUGGGGCGGCAAGAUCGAGCCCCUCGGUUUCGACCGAUUCAAGACAUGUGAGUUGAUGGCAGAGUUGCUGCACUGCAGUAACAUGGGCCUUCUCAACGAGCCUGGAAGCGAUGAUUAUGUACAACAACGCGACGCUGAACGCGAAAGACUGGUGCGUGAAGGGGUCUUCGACCAUCAUAGGGAUGAGUCUUCGGCUUUCGAUGGAAACGACUCGACUGUGGAUCUCGUAAAUGGCUCAGUACUCGCUCCUGAGUCUCCGGAAGACUCCAGGACCACUGAACCUGUGAAUACCGGUGAGGAUAGCUUUGAAGACGUUCACUCAUCGGGGGUGCUCGUCGACAAGGAGAAGGACGACUCGGAUGAGACCCAGACGCCUUCUCAGCACACCGCGGCUCCACAAUCUCAAGACACUUCGGAAGAGUCGCCAACGGAACAGGCUGAGGAGGUCCCCCAUGGUGAAAAGGAAGAAUCGACGGAGACGAGUAGCUCAGCUGAAGCGCACACGCCGCCCUCCGAUCCGUUGUCGCCGACGGGUCUCACGCAUCGAAUCGGUGAGGUGUCUCUCAAUUCAACUGAAACUCCAAAGGAGACUGAACCGUCCGCUCCGAUGUCUUCCCAUCCAGAGGCGGUCCCUGCACCUCUCUUCGCCGCAAAGCAGUCGGGCCAAGAGUCCAGCGCCCCGACUUCAGGCGCUGCUGGAGAAGCCAACGCUGCAUCUGAUUCCAGCGGUUCAGGUGUCGAAGAGUUGCCUACACCAGAGGAAACCAAGGCCUUCCAACAAAUGCAUCCGGAUAUUCAGUACGACCCAAACGGUCAGCCUGUUGUAGGUGAUUAUUUGAAGCUUAUGUUUGUCGAAAAUCGGGUCGUCCCCACUAUCCUGGAUUUCUUCUUCCGCUUCCCGUGGAAUAACUUCCUCCACAAUGUUGUGUAUGAUGUUGUCCAGCAGGUCUUCAAUGGACCGAUGGAACGCGGAUUCAACCGUGCAUUGGCCGUCGACCUUUUCGAAACUGGUCGGAUAACGCAGGAGGUCGUUGCGGGGCAAAAGCGUAGCGAUGAGACGCAGCGGACAAAACGAAUUCGCCUUGGUUACAUGGGACACCUGACCCUUAUCGCGGAAGAAGUCGUCAAGUUCAGUGAACGCCACCCGCCUGAGCUACUCUCUCAGACCGUCAUGGACAGCGUGUUGAACCCUGAAUGGAUUGACUACGUUGAACAAACCCUUUCGGAAACCAGGGAGCGCGACAACGCGAUCCUGGGUGGAGUGCGCCCCGACAUGUCCAUUGGGCACCGCCAAGGCAUGCUGAGCUCCGGUCAGAGUAUGAAUACCUCAUCAGCAUUGGCUGAGGCAGGAUUGAACGGUGCAGCUGGAGGAUCUGGCUUCCAAGGCUUUGAUAUGAUGAACCAAGGCAGCGUCUCCGGCGGAGCUUUCGGUUUCAGUGGCGGCGGCAGCUCUCUACUCAGCGGCUUUGCAAGCUCCAGUGACGACGAAGACGAAGAAAUGGAAGACCAGGAAGACAGAAACACCGGUGAACAAUCCGCUGAAGGCGGCUCUGACGAUGCGUCUUCAAGCUCUACAAGCCAACCUAUUCCUAUCCUGCCCCCGCCACCUGCUCCCUUGAGUCUCGGACCGUCACGGGCACGGCGACAGCUGGCUGCCCGACUUGCUAUGCAGAAGCAGCAAGCGGCCGAGAAUGCAGAGAAUAGCGAAGAACGAGGUGAAGACGGCAACCAGGAAACGGCUCACGACAACAGUAAUUCCCAGUGGCCUAGUAAUCCGUUUGUGAUCGCAGGCCUGGAGGACGACGGUGAUGGGUCAGGCUCUCCUGCCCGAGCGGCCUUCCCGUCAACCGACUUCAACACUGGGCACAAGAACGAACCUUUGUCGUCUCCUACAUUCCCGGAAUCAGGGUUUAGCCCGCCAGAUUCGUUUUCUAAUUCUGAUGAAGGCGGAGACGGCCGGAUGGAGGGUCAGCGACGGACUGAGCGUGUUCCCCUUGAGAUUGACGAAGACGAGGACGAUAUGGGCGAGAUGGUCGGCCCUUCUCUCGGGUCAGGGAUGAUGGACUCGGAUGACGAGGAUGAGGCCAUCAUGAACGAGUCUUUGGGCUACCCAGACCUGGGACCUGGACGAUACAAGAGCUUCCGGCAGUCCCGCAUUGGAGGAUCGCCCUUUGGAGACGACGACCAGAACGACAGCAGUGACGGCGAGGACGACGGGCUAGUCGAAAUCUUGGUUCCCGGAAGGAAGUCUUGA